AUGUCGAGCUCAGAGAUAAACCAGGUGCUCGCAAAUUCGCUUUCGCCUGAUGCGAACCUGCGAAAUGCUGCCGAGCAGCAACUUACCCAAGCCGCUGAGAGCAACUUUCCCCUUUACCUCGCAACCCUCGUACAAGAGUUAGCAAACGACUCUGCCGAUGGCUCCAUCAGAGCUGCUGCCGGUAUCGCCCUCAAGAACGCCUUCACAACCCGAGACUUUGCUCGUCAUCAGGAAUUGCAAGCGAAAUGGCUCCAGCAAACAGAUGACGAGACCAAGAACAGGGUCAAGGAGCUCACGCUCCAGACUCUUAACUCUUCCAACACCCAAGCUGGUACUGCCGCCGCCCAGGUCAUUUCUUCUAUUGCUGCUAUCGAGUUGCCCCGUGGCCAGUGGAACGAUCUGCUACCUUUCCUUGUCAAGAAUGUGAGCGAGGGUGCCGACCACCAGAAGCAAUCUUCUUUGACCACCAUUGGCUACAUCUGCGAGAGCCAAGAUGCUGAACUGCGCGGGGCUUUGGUAACACACUCAAAUGCUAUUCUGACUGCUGUUGUGCAAGGAGCCCGAAAGGAGGAAACAAAUAUCGAGGUUCGCCUCGCUGCCAUCACCGCCCUUGGUGACUCGCUCGAAUUUGUCGGCAACAACUUUAAGCACGAGGGAGAGCGAAACUACAUUAUGCAGGUCGUCUGCGAGGCCACACAAGCCGACGACUCGAGGAUACAACAGGGCGCCUUUGGCUGCCUUAACCGAAUCAUGGCCCUUUACUACGAGAACAUGCGAUUCUAUAUGGAGAAGGCCUUGUUUGGUCUUACCAUUCUUGGCAUGAAGUCCGAUGACGAGGAUGUCGCGAAGCUGGCUGUUGAGUUCUGGAGUACUGUUUGCGAAGAGGAGAUCUCCAUCGAGGAUGACAACGCCCAAGUAGAGAGCUCUGACCAAAUGCGCCCUUUCUACAACUUUGCCCGCGUUGCUGCUAAUGAAGUCGUACCGGUUCUCCUACUUCUCCUCACCAAGCAGGACGAGGAUGCCACCGAUGACGAGUACAACCUGUCCCGCGCUGCUUACCAGUGUCUGCAGCUGUACGCACAGGCCGUUGGUGCUACGAUCAUCACACCCGUUCUUCAGUUUGUUGAGGGUAACCUACGUCACGAGGACUGGCAUAACCGAGAUGCUGCCGUAUCUGCUUUUGGCGCUAUCAUGGAGGGUCCUGACGAGAAGGUCCUGGAUCCUAUCGUCAAGCAGGCCCUGCCUAUCCUCAUUACGAUGAUGGAUGAUCAAUCCUUGCAUGUCAAGGAUUCAACUGCAUAUGCCCUCGGCAGAAUCACCGAGGCAUGCUCCGAGGCCAUUGAUCCUCAGGCACAACUGCCCACCUUGAUCGAGUCGCUCUUUAAGGGUCUUCUCAGCAGCGCCAAGAUGGCACCCUCAUGCUGUUGGGCCCUUAUGAACUUGGCUGAGCGUUUUGCCGGUGAUCUCGGCGCUUCUUCUAACGCUAUCACCCCCCACUUUAACAAUGCCGUCAGUUCCCUGCUGGACGUUACUGCUCGCACAGAAACUGAAACCUCGGUGCGAACCGCUGCUUAUGAGGUUCUCAACGUUUUUGUGCAGAACGCUGCUUCCGAAAGCUUGCAGCCAGUUGCCUCUCUCUCUGAUGUAAUCAUCAAGAGACUUGAAGAGACUGUUCCUCUCCAGAACCAGGUCGUCAGUGUCGAGGACAAGAUCACUCUUGAGGAGAUGCAGAACAGCUUGUGCACUGUUCUCCAGGCUAUCAUCUCUCGCCUUGACAAGGAGAUCAUUCCUCAGGGUGAUCGUAUCAUGCAAAUCCUUCUUCAGAUCCUCAACAGCGUCGGUGGAAAGUCUAGCGUUCCUGAUGCCGUUUUCGCUACCAUCAGCGCUCUUUCCACUGCUAUGGAGGAGGAUUUCGUCAAGUACAUGGAUGCCUUUGCCCCAUUCCUGUACAACGCUCUUGGAAACCAGGACGAGCCCAGUCUCUGCUCCAUGGCUAUUGGUCUGGUCAGCGACAUUACUCGAUCUCUGGGCGAGCGCAGCCAGCCUUACUGCGAUAACUUCAUGAACUACCUCCUCAACAACCUCAGGAGUACCACUCUGGCCAACCAAUUCAAGCCUGCUAUCCUGCAGUGCUUUGGUGACAUUGCUGGUGCCAUCGGUGGCCACUUCGAGACAUAUUUGUCCGUAGUUGCCCAGGUUCUGGAGCAAGCUACAACUGUUACCGCUUCUCCAGAGGGCCCUUACGAGAUGUACGACUAUGUCGUCUCCCUUCGUGAGGGUAUUAUGGAUGCCUGGGGCGGAAUUAUUGGCGCCAUGAAGGUCAGCGAGAAGACACAAGCUCUCCAGCAAUACGUCCCUCUCAUCUUCAACGCUCUCAGCAUUAUCGCUAGUGAUAUGAACCGAAGCGAAUCCUUGAUGCGGGCUUCCAUGGGCGUUAUUGGUGACCUUGCUGAUGCCUUCCCCGAUGGCCAACUGGUUGACGCUUUCCGACAAGACUGGCUCACUGUUAUGAUCAAGGAGACCAAGACCAACCGGGAAUUCCAACCCCGAACCAUCGAGACCGCCCGUUGGGCCCGCGAGCAGGUUAAACGCCAACUGGGUGGCUCUCAGGCCGUUAUGGCCAACUGA
This is a messenger RNA of Fusarium musae, 2628 nucleotides long. RefSeq lists its product as uncharacterized. The record is from RefSeq and is a predicted model, not a curated record. The coding region runs from base 1 to 2628 and encodes 875 amino acids. The transcript is spliced from 6 exons. Lineage: Eukaryota; Fungi; Ascomycota; Sordariomycetes; Hypocreales; Nectriaceae. Gene Ontology annotation, molecular function: nuclear import signal receptor activity; small GTPase binding. Gene Ontology annotation, cellular component: cytoplasm; nucleus. Gene Ontology annotation, biological process: protein import into nucleus.